Messenger RNA from Gambusia affinis (western mosquitofish), 4287 nucleotides. RefSeq names its product excitatory amino acid transporter 2-like. Gene Ontology annotation, cellular component: plasma membrane. The transcript is spliced from 11 exons. Gene Ontology annotation, biological process: L-glutamate transmembrane transport. The coding region runs from base 1237 to 2853 and encodes 538 amino acids. NCBI's taxonomy places the organism in Eukaryota, Metazoa, Chordata, Actinopteri, Cyprinodontiformes, Poeciliidae. The record is from RefSeq and is a predicted model, not a curated record. Gene Ontology annotation, molecular function: L-glutamate transmembrane transporter activity; neutral L-amino acid transmembrane transporter activity; glutamate:sodium symporter activity.
AUAAACAAAUUAAAAAUAAAUGUUUUGUCAGUGGCGUAAGGUUGAAGUUUUGAUAGCAAAAAUAAAUAAUAAUUUACCCAGAGCCACAGAGACUAAGUGUCAAAGCCGAUUUGAGGAGAUGUGACUCUGCAAUGUUUGACAUAAAUAAGUGGUUGCACUGAGUCACUCUAUUUGCUGCCAUGUACAAAGGAGUAUAUUAAUGAGGUGGUUCCAUUAAAGCGAUUCUGAGCUGAGAGCUGUACAAGAAGCCUUCCAGACUUUAAUGUUUGUGUACUGCAAAUAGUUUAUUCUACUCAGAUUUAAAUUGGUAAAUUAUCCCACAAUUUGGUAACGUUGAGUGUUAGAUCUUACAGAGCUCUCUUACUCUGCAUGGCAAUAAUAAUAAUAAAAAACUAUUAUCCCAAUUCAAUUAUAUAUGUCUAUUUUGCUCAAAAAUAGCUGUUGAAAUGACAGGAAAGUUGUUGAGUUUCAACAACUCUGAAUUAUGUUUUAAAAUGUGUUCAGUUGGUCUUUAGAAAUAAAUUUGAAAUCCUAAGCUUCUAGUUGGUUGGCGUCUUACCUGAAGCUGAAUUUUAUUCACACUUAGGUUUUGGACGUUGUACAUCAAAGAUUAGGUGCAGAACGCAUUCUCUUUACAAUCGACAUAAUAUAGGAUGCAGAUGAACAUUGUGCUUCUCUUACCAAUGAAAUGUUCAAGCAAAACCCCAAUUUUUCAAGUUUUGACAUUCUGUACAAUCCAAACCUUACGUAGCUUUUUGUUAUCACUUAUAAGAUACACAUUCAGCUUUUGGACAUGCACAAAUUGGUGUCAAAGGUCAUCUGUGCAUUAUGGAUUUUUAAGCAGGAACUCUGAAAAACACAAGAAACCUAACAUAUUCAAAAUAAAGACAAAUAAGAAAAAAAAAUGCUACCAAGGCUUUUUGGUUCUUCGCUAAUCUUGGCAGGAUGACUCCACCCUUCCAGUCUGGGAGCUUUCAGUCACACCUCCACUUAACCACUUUACCUCUGCACAUGUCGUUGCAGCUGAAAGGGCAGGCAUCUUUGACUUGAUUGUGGAUUUACAACAAGAAGCGACCAGCAGAUUGUUAUUGCAACUGAAAGGACUAAAAUCUUUUUGACGGUUUGCUGAUGAUUGAACCAUGACUUUGCAAAGGAUUCCAAUAGUUGCAUUGGUCGUGUGAAAUCUCCCAACAAGUGCAGACAUUGUCCUGAAUAGCAUACAUCUGUGCCAUCAAAAUGCAGAAGCAAGUGGAGGUCAGGAUGAGCGAGAGCCACAUGGACCCAAUCGUGGCAACUGCAGAAAAUCCAUGCAGCAAUAUCUGUGAGAAGAUAAUGAAGAACAUGGUUCUCACUCUCACAAUCCUGGGUGUGUUUCUUGGUUCCAUUGCUGGAAUGCUUCUACGGCACAUAUCACCCCUCCCUCCUGAUGUUAUAAUGAUCAUUGCCUUCCCUGGAGAGAUCUUAAUGAGGAUGCUAAAAAUGCUUAUUUUGCCUCUUGUUGUUUCCAGUUUGGUCACAGGUCUUGCGGGUUUGGAUGCCAAAUCCAGUGGUCGUUUAGGCACCAGAGCGAUGGUGUACUACAUGUCAACAACAGUAAUUGCAGCUGUCCUUGGAGUAAUCUUAGUGUUGGUCAUCCAUCCAGGAAAUCCCAAACUGAAAGCUAAUCUAGGACAGGGAAAAAAGAACGAUGAAGUAUCCAGCGUUGAUGCUUUCUUAGAUCUCAUCCGAAAUCUUUUCCCAGAGAAUCUGGUCCAGGCCUGUUUCCAGCAGAUCCAGACAGUAACCACCAAAGUACCAGUGCCAACCAACAGGACGAGAGCACCUCCACAGUUCACAGUUAAGAGGUCACUUCAGUUCAAGAGUGGGAUGAAUGUCCUAGGGCUGAUUGGAUUCUUUGUGGCUUUUGGAGUUAUAAUGGGGAAAAUGGGAGAGAAAGCCAAGCUGAUGUUGGAGUUUUUCAACGUUCUGAAUGAAAUUGUUAUGAAGCUUGUGGGCGCAAUUAUGUGGUAUUCUCCUAUUGGUAUCGCCUGCCUUAUCUGUGGAAAAAUAAUCUCCAUUGCUGACUUGGAGAUGGUUGCAAGGCAGCUUGGGCUGUACAUGGUGACUGUGAUAGUGGGCCUAAUCAUCCAUGGAGGCAUUUUCCUUCCGCUAAUAUAUUUUGUGAUAGUAAAACAGAAUCCCUUCACCUUCUUUAUGGGAAUAUUUCAAGCCUGGGUCACAGCACUCGGAACGGCAUCUAGCGCUGGCACCUUGCCUGUCACAUUCCGAUGCUUAGAGGAAAACCUGGGCAUUGACAAAAGGGUCACACGCUUUGUCCUCCCUGUGGGGGCCACCAUUAACAUGGACGGUACGGCGCUCUAUGAGGCAGUGGCGGCCAUCUUUAUCGCUCAAAUGAAUGGGAUUGAGCUGGACUGGGGCCAGAUAGUCACUGUGAGCAUGACAGCCACCUUGGCCAGUGUUGGAGCUGCCAGUAUUCCCAGUGCAGGACUUGUGACCAUGCUUCUGAUUCUCACAGCAGUGGGUCUCCCCACUCAGGACAUAAGCCUCCUGGUCGCUGUUGAUUGGCUGCUCGAUCGUUUCCGCACCUCCGUUAAUGUUGUCGGGGAUUCCUACGGUGCCGGAAUUGUUUACCACCUUUCCAAAGACGAACUAGACAUGUAUGAUGCCCAGCAGAGCCGGAUGGAUGACUUUGAAAUGGCAAAGACACAGUCUUUUUUUGAAAACAACACCAACCAGAAUAUGUAUGCUCACCACAACUCCAUCCUGAUAGACGACUGCAAGGUCAAAAACGGCAAAAAUGGCAACACUCCAGAGUUCUCUAUUGUUGAGGAGGAUCCGUGGAAUUUCAAGUAAUGCAGAUUCAGCACUUUACCCUGAAUUCGACCAGCUGUAACUUUCUGAGGACACUAAUUUAAUAAAAAUAAACAAGCAAAUAAAUCAUUAAAAAAAGCAUAUAUUUUUUGUGCAAGGACACAGACAGUGCAAUGAGAUGACAAAGAAUGAAAACUCUUCUGCAAGUCAACAAAGGGCUCCCUUUCUCUCCUGGGUAAGCAGUGGAGGAUGCUGUGCUUUUGCAUCUUAAAUUUGAUCUUACGUCUGGAAGUCUAUGCAUGCACAUAGACUGGAGUGAACUUGUCUGCUUCAAGCAAUUCUUCGGAUGAGUCAAAUAGUUGGCUGACGACACUCAGGAUCUUACUCAGGGUUGCUGCAUUCUUCCUUUCUUGUCAAGACGACUGAUUUCUUUAUUAUUGCGUUUAAGCACUUGCUCCAUGGCCUAAGGGACAAAGACAUGAAAAUGUUGUAGAAAUUGCCUUGGCAGUCAAGAUUGUAACAAAGAAUCAGAAUGAAGUAAGAAAUUUGCUGGUGGAAUGUGAGCUUCAUUAAAUAUUUGACAUUCAGAAAUGUGUAACUUUCAUUGCUGUUUGAUUUAUCCAAAGGCUAAAAAGAACAUAAACCAAAAUGAAGCCCUGCUUCUGCUGGCAUUAACUUAAACAGGACUGUUAAGCAUUGCAUUACCUCUGACUGUUUGAUUUAUGGGAUUAUACCUUCAGACACGUGGUCAAGCUUAAGAAGUGAAGCUUAAGACUUAAGACAGGGAGUGGCUUCUAAAAGAGGCAACAAACAGAACAGAAUGUGUUGCUGAGAGGAAAUCGGUUACUGUGUUUAUUUAUUUAUCUAUUUCUACUUUAUGUGUCUGUUCUUACUUAUGAACCAAUGAGUGUCUGCUUGCCUGUGUCCUGGGAAGGAUGUUUGAUUAUUUCCGUGUAUUUUGAGUCUGAAAAGAGCAAAGAUUAAAAGGAAAAGAAAGCUAGUGGUUCAAUAAGAGAAAACACACAAAAAACGUUUUUCUCUGAAAAUCUAAGUAGGACAUAGUUUUGUGUGUUUUAUUACAAACUGUUCUUUUUUCUGUGCUAUAUAACAACCUUGCCUUGAAGAUGUCACAUUCAGAAUGUGAUCACUUUGACUAAAAUAUUUCUGGACUGACGUUAAGCUUUUUAUUGGACUUAAGUUCACCUGAUACAUUUGCAGAGAAAAUACAGCAUUUGAGGAUGGCUGGGCCUUCUCACAAGAUUGUAUUAGAUUUUGUAGAUUUUUCUCAUCAGAUUUACGUAUAAAUAACAAGCUUGUAAUUGGAUCUAGACUUAAUUAACUAUGGUCACAUCUGUUUAGCAAAUGCACACUAAAUUCUGCUGCCAGCACUUUCAUAAAUCCAGCACUGUAACAACAAGGUCACUGAAUGUUGUUUUCACAUGUUUUUGAGUAUCACAGGCUAAGAAACUCUAAUUG